Bicyclus anynana (squinting bush brown) is the source of this 10883-nucleotide messenger RNA. RefSeq names its product E3 ubiquitin-protein ligase COP1. The record is from RefSeq and is a predicted model, not a curated record. Gene Ontology annotation, molecular function: protein binding; ubiquitin protein ligase activity. Gene Ontology annotation, biological process: proteasome-mediated ubiquitin-dependent protein catabolic process. Lineage: Eukaryota; Metazoa; Arthropoda; Insecta; Lepidoptera; Nymphalidae. Bases 323 to 2305 code for a protein of 660 amino acids. The transcript has 6 exons.
GUCAUUUGUUAGAUUUUUAGAGGUGAAUGCACUGCUCGAGUUUUCUUGAAAAUUAAAGAAUUUCCAAAGAAUCUUGAUAAUAUGGAGAUAUUCAGUGUUUAUUUGUAGGUUCUAGAGUGAAAACCCUGUUUGAAGUGGUGAGGUGUGGAGUGUGAGGUUGAAAGUGGUGUAAACUCAUCAAUAAGCACUCCCUGAUGUACUGAAGUCAGGAAGGCGCUGGUCCCAACUUCCAUACGCUGGUUUUCACCGUAAUAUGCGCUAAAGGAUGUUCUUGCGCCGCUGCCAAAUAUUCUAUUAGCGGGUCGGUGAGUCGGUGGACGCCAUGUCAGGCGCGGCGGCGCUGGGCGGGCUGGGCGGCUCGCUGGAGGACAAGGACUGCGACCUGUUAUGCCCGGUGUGCUUCGAGCUCAUCGACGAGGCGUACGUCACGCGUUGCGGGCACUCGUUCUGCCAUGCGUGCGUUGCGCGCGCCGUGGAACUGCACCGGCGGUGUCCAAAAUGCGGUGCGGCGCUCGCAGGUCGCGACCACUAUUUCCCCAACCUGCUGCUGAACGAGCUGGUGGCGCGGCGCCGGCUCGCGCGACCGGCAGCGCCCGCAGCUCCCGCCGCUGAGCGGCUGCGCGCGUUGCUGGCGGCUGAGGCGCGCCAUCUGCCGCUGCCUGCUGUGCAGGGCUUGCUGGACGUGCUGGCGCGCCGCAAGCGGCUCCUGGAGGCGGAGUCCGCGGCGGCGCACCACCGGCUGCUGCACGAGUUCCUGGCGCAGCUGCUGCGGCACCGCACCCACCAGCUGGAGCAGCUGGCGCGCGAGGCGGCGCUGGUGCGGCGCGACCUGGACCACGUGGCCGGCGUGCUGCGCGAGCUGCAGGGCGCGGAGCCCGACCCGCCGGCGCUGGCGGAGCUGGCUGACGUGCCGGCCGGCACAGACGCAGACGAAGAGGAGAGCUUCGCAUCGGGCGCUCCCGGGGGCGACGCCCUGGCGGCGCGCUGGCGAAGGCUGGCGGCUCACUUCGACGACUUCGUGCAGUGCUACUUCGCACACCGCGCUGACGAGUUAUAUUUCCCGGGAUCGAGUGCACCCACACCCACCCCAGCACCAGAAGCACCGCGCUGUGAAUCACCAGCGCCCGCUCCCGCUGGUGGGGCUGCUCACGCCGACCCGGUGCCGCAGCAGGGCUCCCCGCGCGCACCCAGCGCCGGCGACCAGCGCGCACCGGACUGCGGCGCGCCAGCUGCAGCCGCUGAACACGCGGGAGCUCCGCCCCCGGAGCGCCACGGAGGCUUGGAGGCCUUCCGAGCUGAUCUGGCGGCCUUCACCCGGUAUAGGGCGCUGCGGCCUCUCGCUACGUUGUCGUACUGCAGCGACGCCAUCAACUACUCCACCAUCGUGUCCACUAUAGAAUUUGAUAAGGAUGAUGAGUUCUUCGCUAUCGCUGGCGUCACCAAGCGGAUCAAGGUAUUCGAGUUCGGCGCGGUGGUGCGCGACGCGGUGGACGUGCACUACCCGUGCGCGGAGAUGCAGUGCGCGCACAAGAUCAGCUGCGUCUCCUGGAACAACUACCACAAGCACGUGCUCGCCUCCAGCGACUACGAGGGCACCGUCUCCGUGUGGGACGUGGGCGCCGCCGUGCGCACGCGCGCGCUGCAGGAGCACGACAAGCGCGCGUGGUCAGUGCACUUCAACCGCGCUGACGUGCGUUUAUUGGCAUCGGGGGGCGACGACGCGCGCGUGAAACUGUGGGCGCUCAACCAGGAGCGGUCCGUGGCCACUCUCGAAGCGAAAUUCAACGUGUGCUGUGUGCGUUUCAACCCGAGGAGCUCCGCGCAUUUGGCGUUCGGCUCCGCUGACCACGCCGUCCACUACUACGAUUUGCGUGCGCCUCGUGCGCCUUUAGCUGUGUUCCGUGAUCACCGCAAAGCGGUGUCGUAUGUGCAGUUUUUGGAUGCGCACACAUUAGUGUCAGCGUCCACUGAUUCUCAGUUGAAGUUGUGGCGUGUGGAGUCGCCGCGCUGCGUGCGCUCGUUUAGUGGUCACGCUAAUGAGAAGAACUUUGUGGGCUUGGCCACUGAUGGGCGGUAUGUUGCGUGCGGUUCGGAGAACAAUGCCUUGUAUGUUUACUAUUCGGGGUUGUCGCGACCGUUGUUGGCGCAUCGGUUUGAUGCUGUGCGAGGGUUUCUGGAGCGCGAGAGAAAGGAUGAGGAGCCGCCAGAGUUUGUGUCGGCGGUGUGCUGGCGCCGCGCUGCGGAUCGACCAGCUCUCUUGGCUGCUAACAGUCAGGGCACCAUCAAGGUGCUGGAGCUGGUCUAAAACAUCAGUGUGACGAUGGAUUGUCUGAUAUGUCCCGAAAUGGAGACUGACCAUUUUGGGCCCUCUGGGGUGUUUUUUUUUUAAUAUUGACUUCAAUUUGAGUAAUUUUUUGAAAAGUCACGAAAUGGAAACUGACCAUUUUGGUCUCUUUUUGAAAACUAACAUCAGUUGACAAAGAAUUUUCUAAAAAGUCUCGUAAAGGACAUUUUGAAAUGUCGACACCAAUUGGCAGUGAAUUUUCUGAAAAGUCAUGUACACACUUUAGUGUCAGCGUCCACUGAUUCUCAGUUGAAGUUGUGGCGUGUGGAGUCGCCGCGAUGUGUGCGCUCCUUUAGUGGUCACGCUAAUGAGAAGAACUUUGUGACAUUUUGAAAUGUUGACACCAUUUGACGGUGAAUUUUCUGAAAAGUCACUGAUAGGCGGUAUGUUGCGUGUGGUGUGGUCUUCUUUAAUCCCCAACGCAAAAAAGGAUGACUGUCAGUGUUUCUGUCUGUGUAAUCUUAGCUCUCAAAUGCCACCAUCAAGGUGCUGGAGCUGGUGUAGGGCGUCAGUGUGGCGAUGGAUUGUCUGAUAUGUCUCGAAAUGGAGGCUGACCAUUUUGGGUAUGAAAUAUUGACAUCAGUUGACGAUGAAUUUUCUGAAAAGUCUCGAAAAGAAGAUCAUAUUGGGGCCCUUUUUUAAAAAAUUGACAUCAGUUGAUAAAGAAGUUUCUGAAAAAUCUCGAAAAAGAGACUGACCAUGUAGUUAGUUAGUGGCUGUUACAGAAAUAACUAAAUGACGAAAAAUCCUUCAUCACUAAUUUUAAAAUUUGUGUGCAAGUGUGUUUGUCACUUUACGCAUCAACUAUUAAGUUGAGUUGGCUGUUUGAUAUGGAAAUAGAUCUUACCGUGGAUUAACACAUAGGCAUUGUUUAUUCUGAAACUCCAUUUUUCCCGUGGAAUUUGUGAUAACCAGAAUUUUUAGCGAAAACAAUCGCCAAUGUUUUCUAUCACCAAAAACUAUGGAUUGACAACUAUUGACUGAUAACUUUUGAGGGAGGGUAAACACUAUCUUGUCUUAAGUUAUCGCUUCUGUCAAGCAUCCUAAAAUACACACUUUUUUUGUUUUAAAAAUUAAACCAGUCUAAAACUGGUAUUAUUACUUAUUAAAUGACACUAAUUUGAACUUUGUAACGGUUCAUUCGUCACAUCUGGGCCCAACCCAAAAAUGGUGUCUCCAAAUCUUAACCCGUUGACAGUGCUGCUGUCGAGUUGUUAAAAAAAAAUGAAUGUUGUGAUGCGCUUUAUAGUUGUGUAAUUGUGAUGUAGAGAAGCCCCGGAUGAUGCCAGCCUGUUGGUUUGAAUUGAAUGAAAGAGUGCAUUAAUAGGCUAGUUGACACAUAUUAAAUUUAAUUUACAAUAUUAAUUUGUAAUAAGUAGCGCCCGGAUAAAUAUUUAUUAAAAAAUCUAUUAUGUACAUAAAAAAUCGAAAAUAUGGAAAAAAUAUGGAGUGUAAAAUAAGAAAACUUUUCAUUAUUAUGCAUUGUUUUUUUUUUUUCAAAAAAUAAAGAACACUUUUAUUCAACUUCCAUUACAAUUACCAAUUAAUACAAUGUAAUAAGGCUAAUUAUUAAAUUGGUUGCAAUACAUAAUGACGCGCUUAUUUAAAAUCAAAAUUAAAACUUUGAUAAUUUAAAGAUUUGGUCUUGAAUUUUUUUAUUUCAGUAAUUGUGUAAGCCGUCUGUAUCCUCCUCAAAAAUUUGGCACAGAAUUUUUUUAAUUUUUUUUAGAAAUUAUCAAACGAAAUACUAUUCAAUAGGAAUGUAAAUUUCAUGUAUUUUUGUGAAUAUAUGGAUGAUUGUGACUUAACCUUGAAAUAUGGAAAAAUAUGGAAAAUAAAAGUUGGUUUUUCACAAUCUAAAUAUGAUUAUCGAUGUAAAAAACUGAUUCUAGGCCGAAAAUCUCGUAAAUUAAAAAUAUGUAUUUACAUAUUAAUUCGGGCCCUAGUAAUAAGGGUGCGAAAUAAAUCGAUAUUAAGUAAUAUAAGUUAAGAAUUUCUUAUAAAACUUAAUCAUCGAUCUCCUAUUAAAAAGUGCAUGCACAAUCAGCGACCAAAAAACGUCCCCACUCAAUGAGUGCCAAACACAACUUCUUGGCACUCAAUUCUAGUAGCCGCAUUUGCAAAUUCAAUCUUAAACUCAAUACUUAAGGUUGAAUUUGCACUGAAUGUGGGAUUUUAUUGAAUAUUGGACUAUAUUUAAAGGUAUAGGUACUUUAGUAUUAUUUUCUUUACCAAUAAUUCUCAAACUGUCAAAGCAAAAUUGGCCAGUUUUUAAGUGAAAUUAUGUAGAAAAUUUCACUUAAAAACUGGCUAAUUUUGCUUUGAAAGUUUUUGGCAGAUUGUGCGUCCUUUUAUUAUAAGAGGUCAAUGUAUAUAACUUAAGGAUUUCUUAUAGAACUUAAUUUGAAAUUAAUGUAUUUUUUUUUUAAUUUUCCAAACGUCGUAAAACGCUGACGUCCAUUUUGUGACGUCACAAUGUUACUUGUGCUAAAGGAAUAAACGUCAAACUGAUUAAUACCUAGUGAUUUCGUUUGCUUCGUGACAGUUGGUUUAGUGUUUACGUGACGUCAUGAAACGAUAUAGAACAUCAUGGUCACCAGCGUUUUGGCUCGUAUUUUUUUAAAAAAAAUUUAAAAAUAGAAUUUUUUUUAUGUAUUCACGUCACAAAAAAAUUUGGAUGAUUUUUUUAAACUAUUUAAGACCAUUCUAAAAAUAGUGUCAACUAGCAUAUUACGUGUGAUCUUCAGAGUAACUGCGUGAUUUUAAAUCGUUUCACAAGACUAUGCGCGGUCUAGAUAAAUACAAGUCUCUGUCGAUCGGCCCUGGCGAAAAUGUACAAUAGAAUAAAACGUGUGAUAUAAAUUGUUCUCAUUGUAAAUCGUUGUCAUAUGUGGUCAAAGUUAUUAUAGCGUAUCGAGCAGCCAACAAUACAGUAUACUAAAUAUUGAUACGCGUAUAAUCACCCAAUUAUAAGGGGGGAGGGGUCUAUUGAUUCGACGAAUAUCACCCAAUCAUAGGGGGGGGGGGGUUAUUGAUUCGACGAAUAUCAUGUAAUUGCCCCCCCCCUCAACCUGUUAUUGUCAAACACCCACUGUCGAUUAUUGACAAAGUAGGUAUCACCCAAUUUAACAAGGGCAGUGUGUGGUAGAACAGUACUGGGGGGGGGGCAUAGCAGCGUGGGACAGGAGCGAGCUUGUAUCCUUCCUUGUUAAUAAUAAUAAUAAUAAUAAUUUAUUUAUUUGCUAUAAACAUGGGUUAUACAUAUGGUUAUGGUUAAUAAAAUUAAACAUACAUUUCGAUCCGAACAUGUUUUGCCGUUACAGGCGUGCAAAAUAUUUAUGAAACGUAGUGUUAAUAGAGCAUAUUAUACUAUAUUAUGCUACAAAAGAGAAAUAACAUUCCAAAAAAAAAACAAUGAAUUAUUAUCCAAAAUUUUAGUUGAAACAAGUCUUUACAGAUAUAAAUAUUUGCAUCUAUUAAUUUAUUAAAAAUAUAAUUUCUGAAUUCAAUAAAUGUCAUAUCUUUGACCUUUUCGGGUAAAUAGUUAAAAAAUUUUACCACCACAUACAUUGUUCUUGUAAACACUCAUUUUUUGUAACGGUACUUCUAGUUUAUGUUUCUGCCUAUCGUAUAAAUAUUUUAGAUAUAAAUCAUUAUGUUUUUUUACAAAAAUACACAUUUCGUGUAUGUACAACGCUGGUAAGGGCAAAAUCAUUUUUCUUUUAAAUAAUUACACCACAGAAAACAUAUGGUUACACAUAGACAAGUGAGCGGUGCCGCUCCGACGUCGCAACGCAUUUACCCCUCCCCGCCCGUCUUGGUGGUAGUCCGGUGCGGCGCCAGAGCGUAUCGUGUGACAUACCACCUCAGACCAAUUAUAGAAGGACCAGUAUCGUACCCAAAGUCACGAAGAAAACGGUCUGCCAUUGUCUGAGGAUAACGAUCAUACAUUUGGUACAUAUCAUAAACUAAACUAGAAGUUUUCCUUAACACCAUUCUACUACAAAAAAGGUACUUUUACGAAGCUCUUUAACGGACGAACACGAUAACAACUAUGAAACAUCGAUACCAUAGAGACAGUCUUUAUAAUCGCACUAGCGGACGCCCGCGACUUCGUCUGCGUAAAAUUCGAUGUCAAUUUUACUACUACCCCCUAACCUAACCUACCCUACCCCUACCAUACCCCUACCCUAUCACUACCCCAACCCUACCACUGCCCCAACCCUACCCCUACCCUACCCCUACCUUACCUAUACCCUACCCCAAUCCUACCCGUACCCUCCCCGUACCCUAUCCCUUUCCUACCCCUAUCCCACCCGUACCCCUAUCUCACGCCUAUCCUACCCCUACCCUGCCACUUCCCUAUCCUACCCGUACCUCUACCCUACCACUACCCUACCUCUACCCCGACCCUACCACUACCCUAAAACCGGCCCUAAACCUACCCUACCCCUACACUACCCCUACGCUUCCCUACCCGUACCCUAACCUACCCUGUAACUUCUCUAUCUUACUCCUACCCUUAGCAAAAUCGGUCCAGUCCUUCGAGAGUGGUGGUAUGACCAAGAGAAAUAGAGACUUCUAUGCUUAUAAUAUAAAGAGGUAAAGUUCGUGUGGUUGUAGGAGGUAAUCUCUGGAUCUACUGGACCGAUUUGGAAAAUUGUUUUACCAAUAGAAAGCUACGUUAUUUGCGAGUGUCCAAGGCUAUGUUUGAUCCCCAUAUUCACACGGGAACGGGAACUACGUAAAUGAAAGCGCCGGGCGUCAUAUAGUAAAAUUUCUGCGUCUUUUAGAAAUUUUGUAUUAUCUCCGAAACUAUUUAAGUAAUUAACAUACUGUAAAGGGCAAAUCUUAUCUCCAUAAUACCCUUGUGAUUAUUAAAUAAUUUAUUUUAAUAAGGAUUAAAGUUUAGUUGUAUAAAUAAUGACGUAAACCUAAGUAUAUAAAAUUAAUAAUUUUUAAAACACAAAAGGCCUUUUUUCUUCUAUAUAUCAGCUAAUAUAUAGAAGAUAGAUAUAUGGUGUCGCGGACUUUUUUGUAGAACUUUUAAAGAUACAUAAAGUCUCCAUAUAUUAAUUUCAAUUUUACACAAUAGUUAAGGCAGCGCAUGCGAAUAAGUCUGUAUAAGAGGAUUUUCAGUCCGACCUGUAUGACAAAAACUGUAAUAACUCGGCUAAUAUAUAUGAUACCAAUAUAAAAUAUAACCUAUAGCACUCCCCGAUAACGUAGCAUUCUACUGGUGAAAGAAUUUUUAAAAUCGGACCAGUAGUUCCGAAGAUUACCCCAUUUAAAAAAUGUGACAAACUUACAAACUUUACCUCUUUAUAAUAUUAGUAUAGAUAGUAUAGAUUACGUAUGUAUAUCUUUUACAAAAUUAAGUUAACACAAAACACUAUAAUUACACUUACUAAGUUUUAAUUAAUUUAUAUACACAACAAUCGAAAUAAUACCAUAAAACGAAAUAAUAACUAAUUACACGAAAUACGUAUGACGAAAGUCGAAACGAAACGAAUAAAAUAAAAUUACAAAUUAUUUAUUUGAAUUUAAAGUUUAAACCUGAUUACCUGAACCUGGUCCUGAACCUAAACAAAGAAAGUACGACGUAUCUAAACUAUAAAUUAAAACUUAAAGUAUGUCAUGUCUCUAUCUCUAAUCUCUAUUUCUAAAUCUAAAAAGCAAAUACAUAAAUAGACAGAGUCAGACAAACAGUACCUAGCUAACUUUAACUACCUACGUGGUACGUGAUUAACAUCGACUUGCCAAAAUCUAAGUAAAUUUUUCACCACUAACACCAAUGUAUGAACAAUCAAUUUCGAUCAUCAUGUAGUCGGCAUAAAUCUCCCUAGCGCCGUACAAAAAUAUGGUGUUUUUGCUCAACGCCAUCUAUUGGUAAAUGGAUAAAACGCCUACAUAGAGUUUAUUAACCAAAAAUGCUGAUCCCUAUAAAAUACGUAGAAACCUAUAGAGGAAGGUUCAACUUAAUUUGGCGGUUGGCGCUUAAACAUAAGCGGCAUUUCGCCUUUUAGAAAUUUUGUAUUUUCUCCGAAACUAUUUAACUAAUUAACAUACUAUAAAGGGCAAAUCUUAUCUCCAUAACAUCCUUGUGAUUAUUAAAUAAUUUAUUUUGAUAAGGAUUUAAGUUAAGUAGCAUAAAUAAUGACGCAAACCUAAGUAUAUAAAAUUAAUAAUUUUCAAAACACAAAAGGUACUAUAUCUGCUAAUGUAUAGAAGAUAGGUAUAUGGUGUCGCGGACUUUUUUGUAGAACUUUUAAAGAUACAUAAAGCCUCCAUACAUUAAUUUCAAUUUUACACAAUGGUUAAGGCAGCGCAUGCGAAUAAGUCUGCCUAAGAGGAUUUUCGGUCCGACCUGUAUGACAAAAACUGUGAUAACUCGGCUAAUAUAUAUGAUACCAAUAUAAAAUAUAGCCUAUAGCACUCCCCGAUAAUGUAGCAUUCUACUGGUGAAAGAAUUUUUAAAAUCGGACCAGUAGUUCCGAAGAUUACCCCAUUUAAAAAAUGUGACAAACUUACAAACUUACAAACUUUACCUCUUUAUAAUAUUAGUAUAGAUUAGAUCAUUGAUUUAAACUAUCGUCAGUGUUAUUCAUAUUAAUUGAUUAUGAAACACGGCUAGCGUUAGUUCGGUUUGCUUACAAGAAGACGAGUCUAAUGAAGAUGACAUUAAUGAACCAUCGGAGAUUGUAACGGAACCUUCACUCCCCACCACUCAACACCCCUCCGCGCGCGCAAUGCGUGCAGCAGUGCGUCGCGCAGCCGCUUCGCAGGUUGGAUCGUGCCGCAAUGCAAGAACCAGCUCAUGACUAAGGGCCCCGUAUAGGUUCGAAACUAGUCGGGCAUACAUAAUAUCACGUGAGUUUUAGCCGUGUUUCAUAAUCAAUUAAUAUAGAUCUUACAUGAUCAUAUACCUACUUUGACAGAAAAGUAAUGUCUAGCGAGGCAGGUCCUGUAGAAUAAUUGGUCUGAGCAUACCACAGAUAUUUCUAUGUAAGACAAUAAGAUGCGGUGACACCUCUCCGGCGCCUGUAUAUACUGUUUUGUUGGCUGUACCAUACUUUUUUGAAAAAUAAAUCUUUUUUAUUAGCUCUUAAGAGAAAAUGAUUAUAUAUAGAAAUUAUAGAGCAUCUAUGUCGUGAUUUAAAUAUUUGAAAUUAUAGAUUUUUAUUCGGUUCGACGAAUUUCUUUUUUUAAUAAUAAUUAAUUAUUAAAGCAUAAUAGUAAUAAUAGAUGUUAUUUUAGAACUCCAUUCUGAGUGAAGGUGUGAACACACUUGACAAAUGUGUUUUUGCGGUUUUUUUUAAUUUUAAGUGUGUUUGCGCCUUAAUAAGGAAUUUUUGUAAACCUCACAAACGCUCUCACGCAUAGCCUAAAAAUGGGGAUGAUGACAAGGUUUAAAUAAAUCGAUUUUUAUGAUACAUUCGGGUAAAUAAGGUCAAUGUUAAUUAAUUUAUACUAAAAAAGCAAAGAAUGUUUGGAUAUUUGCAAAAUAAAUAAGAUUAUAAAAUUUCAAAAUCUAUCAUUUUUUUAUCGUAAUUAGAUAAAAAUUCAUACAGUUUUAGCUUCCUUACAUUAAAUGUGACAUUUUUCAAUAAAUGAACUAUAAACAAACGCACAAAUGACAAAGAUAUUAGUGAUUUUGUUUGAAAACCCAUACAAAUCUAACGAUCAGCGAGCCAACGACGUCACUAGUUCGUGCCAUUUUGUAUGGGGCGUUUUUCAGGGAUCCGCGGCAGCGCCGCAAAUCUGACCCUUUAAAUCCCUGUAGCUCCGAAAGUAAUGAUCGCAGAUACCCUGUUACUUUUACAAAAUUGCUUUACUAUUAGCAUACUCCUAAUUUAUAUACAAUUUAAAAAACUGUCAUCAUCCCUAUUGCUGCAUAACAAUUUUUUUUCUCGUGUCUUUGUAAUUAACUAACUCAUGCAUAAAAAACAAAGAUUGUCUGGAUGUUUGUAAAAUAAACAAAAUUAUAAAAAAUUAAAAUCUAUCAAAAUGUUAUUAAAUGAAAAAUCAUACAUUUUUAGCUUCAUUACAUUGAAUGUGACAUUUUUCAUUAUAUACUCUUUAAUAUGACGCGAGUAAAUUAAAGUGGGCGGAUAAUUGUGCCUCUAAGUAUAUGAAGUGUAAACGUAAACGCACAAAUAACAGAGAUAUUAGUAAUUUUGUUUGAAUGUCCAUACAAAUCUAACGAUUAUUAUGACCUACAACUUCAUUCCUUCGUCACUAAUGUCAAUGUUAUCCUAAAAAUUUAAUAAAAAUAUUCGAUUUUAUUUAAUUAAAAACAUAUUGGGAAAAUAUAUAAAUUAAAAAUGAACUCUAUGCGUCAGUGUGGUUUGGAGGUUUGGCUAAUAUUGUCACAGCUCAAAAUAGUCCACGUAUAUUUUUUGUAAUAUUUAGUAAUUAUAAUUAAUAAAUGUUUAUAUAUAUAGAGGAUGUUUUGCAAAGUUACAAGUUGUAAUAUUUAUGACAAGUACACAAGUACGACCACCCUGUAUAAAUGUGUAAAUAGAGCUUUUGAUUUUGA